Molecule: messenger RNA, 4899 nt
Organism: Harpia harpyja (harpy eagle)
Lineage: Eukaryota; Metazoa; Chordata; Aves; Accipitriformes; Accipitridae
Gene: SREBF1
Product: sterol regulatory element binding transcription factor 1
Exons: 19
Coding region: 159-3530 (1123 amino acids)
Biological process (GO): regulation of transcription by RNA polymerase II
Cellular component (GO): nucleus
Molecular function (GO): RNA polymerase II cis-regulatory region sequence-specific DNA binding; DNA-binding transcription factor activity, RNA polymerase II-specific; protein dimerization activity
Source: RefSeq, a predicted model, not a curated record
CUCCCCUGCCCGGUAGCAGGUCUGGGCACGGUUCAGCGGGAGCAACUUGGCGGCUCGUCCCCUUCCUCCCUCUCCCCGGGCCAGCGCGGCCAUGGCGGGCGGGCGGCCCCGGCGUUCCUAAAGCCGCCGCCACCCGGGAGCCGCCGACCGCCGCCGGGAUGAGCGCUCUCGCCUUCGACGACGGGGCCCUGGAGGGGCUGUCGCCGUCCCUCGGCCUCUCCGGGGCCAGCGAUAUCGACACGGCCCUGCUCAGCGACAUCGACGACAUGCUCCAGCUGAUCAACACGCCGGACAAUGACUUCUCGGGGCUGUUUGACUUGCCGUUCGGUGCCCCCGACAGCACCGUGACCCCGGGGCUCUCCCCAGCCCAGGGCACCCUCGGCACCUACCUGGGGCCCAGCAAGCCUCCCCCCGCCGCCCCCACCGGCACCGUCUACCCGGGGCCCCCCGGGAUGGCAGCCUUUGCUCCGCAGCCCCCGGCCCCGCUCCUGCCGGCACCGGCCCCGGGUGUCAAGGAGGAGCCGGCGGCCGUGCCCAGCAGCCAGCCCCAGCCCGGCGUGAUGCUGGCCCCCAGUUUCGUCCCCGCGUCCUCUGGCCAGUUCAGCCCCCAGCCCUUGGUGGGCUACCAGAACCAGCACAGCUUCUCCGCCGUGCAGCCCGGGGGUGCGGGUCAGGCCCUGCCGAGCCCCCUGCCCGCCCCGCAGCCAGGCCAGCCCGUGGCACUGCCUGGCUCCGUGCAGAGCGUGGCACCCCAGCAGCUCCUGGCCCCCACCGCCCCCGCCACCCAGCCCGUUUCGCCCCAGAUCCAGCCAGUGCCGGUCCUACUGCAGCCCCAUUUCAUCAAGGCUGACUCCCUGCUGCUGACGGCCGUCAAGACGGACGCCAGCAGUGCCAAGACCUCCGGUAUCGCCUCCCUGGCCACCAGUGCCAGCGGCUCUGCCACCCCACUGCAGGUGCCGGCUCUGGUGAGCGGAGGGACCAUCCUGGCCACGGUGCCGCUGGUGGUGGACACGGAGAAGCUGCCCAUCAACCGGCUGGCACCCAGCGGGAAGCCGCCACUGGUGCAGAACCGGGGGGAGAAGCGCACGGCGCACAACGCCAUCGAAAAACGCUACCGCUCCUCCAUCAACGACAAGAUCGUGGAGCUCAAGGACUUGGUGGUGGGCACCGAGGCCAAGCUCAACAAAUCGGCGAUCCUGAGGAAGGCGAUCGAGUACAUCCGCUUCCUGCAGCAGAGCAACCAGAAGCUGAAGCAGGAGAACCUCGCGCUGAAGAUGGCCGUGCAGAAGAACCAGUCCCUGAAGGACCUGGUGGCCUCCUGCAGCGGGGGGGCCAAGGCGGAGACCCCCAUGGAGGUGGUGAAGGCGGAGGUGAUGGAGAUGCUGACGCCGCCGCCCUCGGACGUGGGCUCGCCGUCCCACAGCAGCCCGCUCUCGCUCAGCGGGGGCAGCAGCAACAGCAGCAGCGACUCGGAGCCCGACAGCCCCCUCUGCGACCACGGCAAGGUGAAGCAGGAGCACCCGCCGCCCUCGCCCAGCAGCCAGGGCAUGCUGGACCGCUCCCGCAUGGCCCUCUGCGCCUUCGUCUUCCUCUGUCUCUCCUUCAACCCCCUGGCCUCCCUCCUCCGGGGUUCCGGUGCCCCGGCCUUUGUGGGGAGCCCGGGCACCGCUGGCCCCAGCAGGAGCAUCAUGGCUGAGUCUGGCACCAUGGAGGAGCCGUGGGGGUGGUCGCAGUGGCUGUGGCCCACCCUGGCCUUCUGGGCGCUGAACGCGGCGCUGGUGCUGGGGGCGGUGGUGCGGCUCUUCGUUUGCGGGGAGCCCGUCACCCGCCCCCACUCCGAGCCCUCCGUCCUCUUCUGGCGGCACCGCCGGCAGGCCGACCUCGACCUCGACCGGGGGGAUUUCGCCCAGGGUGCCCAGCACCUGCGGACGGCUCUGGGGGCACUGGGGCGGCCGCUGCCCGCCUCCCACGGGGACCUGGCCUGCAGCCUGCUCUGGAGCCUCCUGCGGCACCUGCUCCAGCGUCUCUGGGUGGGCCGUUGGCUGGCCGCCCGGGCCGGGGGGCUUCGCUCCGACCCGCCGCCCCCCGCCCACGUCCGGCAGAGCGCCCGAGACGCCGCCAUGGCCUACCACCGCCUGCACCAGCUCCACCUCGCCGGGAAGCAGGCCGGGGGGCACCUGCUGGCCAUCAACCUGGCGCUGAGCGCCGUCAACUUGGCCGAAUGCGCCGGCGACGCCGUCUCCGUGGCCGCCUUGGCCGAGAUCUACGUGGCGGCCGCCCUGCGGGUCAAGGCCAGCCUGCACCGCUGCUUCCACUUCUUGGCUCGCCCCUUCCUCUGCAGCGCCCGGCGCGUGGCCCUGUCCCACGGCGGGGCCGUGCCCCCCGCCAUGCAGUGGCUCUGCCACCCCUUGGGUCACCGCUUCUUCGUCGACGGGGACUGGGCCGUCAAGGGCGUCCCGAGGGAGACCAUCUACAGCUCUGCCGGCAACCCUGUGGAUCCGCUGGCGCAGGUGACCCAGCUUUUCCGCGAACACCUCCUGGAGAAGGCGCUGUGCUGCGUGGCCAUGCCCGAGCCCGGCCGCCCCGCUGCCCAGGGAGAGGGGCGCUUCUCCGAUGCGCUCGAGUACCUCCAGCUGCUCAACGGCUGCUCUGACGCCAGCGGCGCGCCCGGUCCUGCGCCCUCCAUCAGCUCCGGCUUGGCGGCCAUCACAGGCACCGACCCCGUGUCCAAGUGGUGGGCGUCCAUCAUUGGCACAGUUAUUCACUGGCUGCGGGGAGAUGAGGAGGGGGCCGAGCGCCUUUACCCGCUGGUGGAGACCAUGCCCCGGGCGCUGCAGAGCUCCGAGAAGCCCUUGCCCCGCGCCGCCCUGCACUCCUUCCGAGCCGUCCGAGCCAUGUUGAGCAAGCAAGACGGGAGCCAGGCCAGCCUGAACCACUGCGAGAAGGCCAGCAGCUGCCUGCGGGAGAGCCUGGAGCUCGGCAGCCCCCCCAAAGGCACCAUCGAUAAGGCGGUCCAGCUCCUGCUCUGCGACCUUCUCCUCGUCACCCGCACCAACCUGUGGCAGCAGCAGAUGAACGUCAGCCAGCAGCGCAGCUGCCUCUACCAAGCGUCCGCCCUCGAGCUCCGCGGUUUCCAGCAGGAUCUCAGCAGCCUCCGGCGCCUGGCCCAGACCCUUCGCCCCGCCAUGCGUCGGGUGUUUCUGCACGAAGCCACCGCCAGGCUCAUGGCCCGGGCCAGCCCCACACGCACCCACCAGCUGCUGGACCGCAGCCUGCGGAGGAGAGGGGUGCAGGGCAGCAAAACAGCCGGCGAGCCGGAGAGCCACCCCACGCCGCGGGAGCACGCCGAGGCUCUGCUGCUGGCCUGCUGUUACCUCCCACCCAGCUUUCUCUCGGGGCCGGGCCAACGCGUGGGCAUGCUGGCCGAGGCCGCCCGCACUCUGGAGAAGCUGGGUGACAAACGGACGCUGCACGACUGCCAGCAGAUGAUCAUCAAGCUGGGCAGCGGCACCACCGUCACAUCGGGCUAGUUGGGGGGGGGGGGCACGCUGCCAGCCCCCCCCCCCCCCCAUUAGCCCCUCCUGGGUCCGGGAUGUGGGAGAAGGGGGGUGGCGGGGAGGCCCGUGCCUCAGUUUCCCCUUCACCCCCAGGACGGGAGCCCUUUCUGCGGGACGGUGUUAGGGAGCAGGUUUUAAGGUGGGGGGGGGAGGGGGCAGGGUGAUGGUCGGUGCCACCGGCAGCGGGUGUGGAGGCUCCCGGUGUGGGACGGUCACGCGUGGGGGCACCCCGGGUGGGCUCAGCCACCCCAUGGCUCUGUCCUUGUCCCCAGCCCGCUCGGGUGAUGGGACGUGGGGACCUCUAGUGACACUGUCCCAGUAUUGCAUGGCACUGGGAUGCUUGGCCAGCCUGGCCCCCAGUGCCACCUCGUAGCCCCCCCACCCCAGUGCCCUGGCACAGGGUGGGGGCCUGUCCUCGCCCCCCCCAACCCUCUCCUGGUGUCCUGCUGCUGCAGGGGGGGGCUUGGGGCACCUCAGCAUUGCCCCCAUUAUGGGGGGGGGGGGAGAUUUGGCCCCACGGUGGCAGCUAAGGGCCCUCUCCCCAACUGUGCCCACAGUAGGUAAGAGGGGACCCCCAGCCUAUCCCUCCCCCCACCCCAGCACUGACCAGUCCCCCCCCAGUUAGGAGCUGCCAUCACCCCCCGGGCACAGCCGGGCCUGAGCGCUUUCAGAGAAGGGAUGGCAGGGUGGCAACGGGGGUCCCGGGGGGCUGGUGGAUGCCCCCGUCCCCUUGCUUUGCCCCCCUCUUGUAUAUAGCCCCCCACCCUGCCCCAGCCCCCCCCCCCCCCGCCUUGCCUUUUUAAACGGUAUUUUCAUAGUUGGAGAGUUUUGUACAGAUGAUUAAAGCUGAUUAUUUAUACCAGUGUGUGCUGGACUGGGGUGGGGGGACACUGGGAUGACACAGACACUGAACUUGGGGGGCACGCAGGGGCUGGGGCAAGGGGGGGAUCCCCCCCCCCCAGCUGGGCAUCGUGGGUCCUGCCUUGCCCCCACAGGGCAUGGAGGGGGGGGGAAUGACAAGGGUGGCAGGGAUGGGGACACUGGGUGCCAAGGGACCCCAAACACCCCCUCCUUACCCCAAGAUGUGCCGGGGGUGCUGCCCCCCAGCCCCCCCAUACCCCAGCCCUACAGCAAGACCCUUGGUACAGGUGGCACCUGGGGACAAAGGGCCAGCCAGGGGCUGGCACGGCCCGGGGGGGACCCCCGGGAGCCCCCCCAGGAGAAAGAGAGGCCACGAGCAGGGCGCCACGUACUUCCAAAACAAUCGUUGUAUCUUUAUUGACGCUCUGAAUGCAAUGACCUGUUUUUUACUCUUAAGGAAAAUAAACAUCUUUUAGAAACA